CACGCGCCCGCCAUAAGCCCAAAAUGCAAGCCGUUCCUGAAUCCCGCCAACAAACCUUCGAGGAGAUCUACGGCCCACCCGAGAACUUUCUCGAAAUAGAAGUCCGCAACCCCCAAACCCACGGCACAUCCCGAAACAUGUACACAUCCUACGAAAUCGUCUGCCGAACGAACAUCCCCGCCUUCAAACUCAAACACAGCGUCGUGCGGCGCCGUUACUCCGACUUCGAAUACUUCCGGGACAUCCUGGAGCGGGAGUCCACGCGCGUCACGAUUCCCCCCUUGCCCGGGAAAGUCUUUACGAAUCGGUUCAGUGAUGAUGUGAUUGAGCAUCGCAGGGAGGGGUUGCAGCGGUUUUUGCAGAUUGUGGCGGGACAUCCGUUGUUGCAGACGGGGAGUAAGGUUUUGGCGAGUUUUAUACAGGAUCCGAAUUGGGAUCGGAAUGCGUGGUAGAAGGAAGGUUGUAUGAGGUAGCUUAGGUGGCUGAGGGGGGAAUCAGUGUGAUGUGUGAGAGAGGGGAUGGUAUUGUAGUGUCCAUCGAUCAGUGCGUCCUUGCUUCAGACAGAUGGAUACGAUAUUGAACAUCCGAGGGAGAUCGACGAUGGUCAGUCCGCAUAGGUAAGGAGUCUAUUCUUUCCGACUUUUUCUUCUAUUCAAUUCUUCCAUCGGCUCAUUCCAGUUCUGUCGGUUCGGGCGGAUUUCUUGUUGUAUCUAGCGUUAUAUCAUUUGGUCUGCAAUAUGUCUUAUUUUAUUGUUCUAUUCUAUGAUGUUGUGUGAAAGUGAAAGUGCAAUACUGUCUAUCAUAUGAUAUGGGCAUUAUCAGGUCUGUCUACUAGCAGCAUCUAAGCCAGUGGAUUACCGAGAUUGUUUAUUGUUUG
Aspergillus ibericus CBS 121593 is the source of this 877-nucleotide messenger RNA. RefSeq names its product sorting nexin-3. NCBI's taxonomy places the organism in Eukaryota, Fungi, Ascomycota, Eurotiomycetes, Eurotiales, Aspergillaceae. Gene Ontology annotation, cellular component: retromer complex; early endosome membrane. The record is from RefSeq and is a predicted model, not a curated record. The transcript has 3 exons. Gene Ontology annotation, biological process: late endosome to Golgi transport; endocytic recycling. The coding region runs from base 24 to 452 and encodes 142 amino acids. Gene Ontology annotation, molecular function: phosphatidylinositol-3-phosphate binding.